Molecule: messenger RNA, 1431 nt
Organism: Culex quinquefasciatus (southern house mosquito)
Lineage: Eukaryota; Metazoa; Arthropoda; Insecta; Diptera; Culicidae
Exons: 4
Coding region: 1-1431 (476 amino acids)
Biological process (GO): DNA integration
Molecular function (GO): nucleic acid binding
Source: RefSeq, a predicted model, not a curated record
AUGUGUGUCUCCGACUGGUUCCGCCGUGCGGCCAUGCAGACCAACAGGCCCGACUACAAGAGCGAUUCCGCCGAGCAUGAGCAGCAUUUUAUCGUGGUGCCUGGAGAUAUACCUAUCGUGGCGAUCCGCGGCAAGGAGAUCAAGCACAUUGGAAGGAGCGAUGACCUGGGGGAACAACACGUCCCGCGACCUUGGCUCAUCCGUCUGGUCGCGUGGGUUCGUCGAUUUGCGCAUAACGCCAGACGUACAAAUCGAGAUUGCCGGAGAACUGGAGAAUUGUCGCACGUGGAGCUACGAGAAGCAUUGACGUUUUUGAUUCGGGUGGCCCAAACAGAAAGUUUUCCCGAAGAAGUAGCGGAUUGGACCAAGAAGAAGCCGAUUCAACCCUCGUCGAAGCUGAUUGCGCUCAACCCUCGGCUGGUAGACGGAGUAAUGCGCGUCGGCGGCCGGCUGACGAACGCACCAGUUCCUGAGAGUCGCAAGCACCUGAUCACCCUGCAUCAUCAACACCCAUUCACCAAGAUUGUGAUGUCGUACUACCAUUGGAUGCUGUAUCACGCCGGUCAGCAGCUGCUGAUCGCCGCAACGAUCCAUCGGUGCGUAGACUGCUUCAAGACCAAGCCACGUGUGCACGAGCAGCUUAUGGCUGACUUGCCGUCGGUACGCGUCUGUCCUGCAGCAGCUUUUCAGAACUUUUGCGGACCGUUCUACAUCCGAUACCCAAUUCGGCGCAGUAUACCGGUCAAGUGCUUUGUGGCAAUUUUUGUCUGUUUGGUCACGAAGGCGGUUCACAUGGAAGUAGUGGCAGAUUUAUCAACCCAGGCGUUCCUGGCCGCGUUCAAGCGGUUCGUGGCCACCCGAGGAAAACCACAGCUUGUCAUGUGUGACAACGCUACCAUCUUCUACGCAGAGGAAGAUGGUAUAGAAUUCAAGUUCAUACCGCCCCGCUCCCCCAACUUUGGUGGGUUGUGGGAGGUGGCAGUAAAAUCAUUCAAGGCACAUUUCCGCAAGACGAUAGGCAGCAGAACGUUGACGUACGACGAGUUGCACACCGUAGUCCAGCAAAUAGCAGCAAUUCUCAACUCGCGUCCGUUAACUCCGCUGAGUAUCGAUCCGGACGAUUUCGACGCUUUAACGCCCGGACACUUUUUGACUGGACGGCCGCUCGCUGCUGUUCCAGAGCCCGAUCUUCAAGAGAUCCCAGAGAAUCGUCUAGCGCUGUGGCAGAGAACUCAAGCGUUCGUACAGCAGAUUUGGAGAAAGUGGAAGCCUGAGUACUUGUCGAACCUGCAGAACAGAACCAGAUGGACGAAACAGCGAGAUAACAUCAAGAUCGGAACCAUGGUCCUACUCAAGGAGGACAAUCUGCCCCCGCUCAAGUGGAAGUUAGCACGCGUAGUAGCAGUCUACAAGGGCACUACCUUAGCUUGA